AUGAACCCAGAGUGGGUGAGGACCGUGGAGCUGUUUUGUUUGUGGCAUACCCUCGCUUGGCAUCGCGCCUAUCACACUGAGAAGUCACUGAAGAAUCUGCAAGAGAUGGCUCAUCUCACUGAUUGCACUCUCACCCCUUUUGAUCCCACUGAUUCUACUCUCCCUGCUUUUGAUCCCACUGAUUCCACUCUCCCUGCUUUUGAUCCCACUGAUUCCACUCUCCCUGCUUUUGAUCCCACUGAUUCUACUCCACCUGCUUUUGAUCCCACUGAUUCUACUCUCCCUGUUUUUGAUCCCACGGAUUCUACUCUCCCUGCUUUUGAUCCCACUGAUUCCACUCUCCCUGCUUUUGAUCCCACUGAUUCCACUCUCCCUGCUUUUGAUCCCACUGAUUCCGCUCUCCCUGCUUUUGAUCCCACUGAUUCCACUCUCCCUGCUUUUGAUCCCACUGAUUCUACUCUCCCUGCUUUUGAUCCCACUGAUUCCACUCUCCCUGCUUUUGAUCCCACUGAUUCCACUCUCCCUGCUUUUGAUCCCACUGAUUCCACUCUCUCUGUUUUUGAUCCCACUAAUUCCACUCUCCCUGCUUUUGAUCCCACUGAUUCCACUCUCCCUGCUUUUGAUCCCACUGAUUCUAAUCCACCUGCUUUUGAUCCCACUGAUUCUACUCUCCCUGUUUUUGAUCCCACUGAUUCUACUCUCCCUGCUUUUGAUCCCACUGAUUCCACUCUCUCUGUUUUUGAUCCCACUGAUUCCACUCUCCCUGUUUUUGAUCCCGCUGAUUCUAAUCUCCCUGCUUUUGAUCCCACUGAUUCCACUCUCCCUGCUUUUGAUCCCACUGAUUCCACUCUCCCUGCUUUUGAUCCCACUGAUUCUACUCCACCUGCUUUUGAUCCCACUGAUUCCACUCUCCCUGCUUUUGAUCCCACUGAUUCCACUCUCUCUGUUUUUGAUCCCACUAAUUCCACUCUCCCUGAUUUUGAUCCCACUGAUUCCACUCUCCCUGCUUUUGAUCCCACUGAUUCUACUCCACCUGCUUUUGAUCCCACUGAUUCUACUCUCCCUGUUUUUGAUCCCACUGAUUCUACUCUCCCUGCUUUUGAUCCCACUGAUUCCACUCUCCCUGCUUUUGAUCCCACUGAUUCCACUCUCCCUGCUUCUGAUCCCACUGAUUCUACUCUCAUGCACUGA
Closterium sp. NIES-65 is the source of this 1191-nucleotide messenger RNA. The record is from the annotation of a GenBank genome assembly. Lineage: Eukaryota; Viridiplantae; Streptophyta; Zygnematophyceae; Desmidiales; Closteriaceae.